UCUUAUGUCACUGUCAGUACGUGUGUACUUAUUAUGACUUUUUUGUGAUGUUUAUUUUCACACGGUUCAUGCAGUUUUGUUAAAAUUCGCUUGAUUCUAUUCAUCAUGAAAUGUAAUGAAUUUGAAAAGAGUGUACCUCGCCAUCACAUGAAUCUGUCUAACUUGGAUAAAGCGCUGCACGAUCUGGGGAUGUUGAGUGCCAUAACAGAAGCGCGUCGGGAGUAUUUAAGGGAAUCUAGAACUAAUUUCAGCGUAAUGCGUCUAAAUACUCGGUAUGUAUCUAACGUAACCGUGGGGUAUUGCAUGAAAAGAACCGCAAACAAAAACAGACUUUGCCCAUAUGUUAUACCAGUCAGGCAUAGAACUAAGAGUGAAAAUUCUGAUGCAAAGAGCGAUGUGAGCGACAGCGCAUGUGAGUAUAAAAGCAGUUACCUCGAUCCAUCGACAAGCCACAGUCCUUUUGACGUGAAGAGUCCAGCUAAACGAUGUCAGUCCCUGGAGAACCUGAACUUGUCCUUGGAACCUCAAACGAACACGGAAACAUCACCCGAAAUGGAUUGUGUGUCAACAAGGAUUCAGAAGUUGCAAGUUGAUGAAUGACAAAACAAUAUUCUAUAAAAAAAAAACCUACAAAUCAGUGAAAUGACACUGUUUAUGUCUGUUCAGUAUUGUUGAGUGUAAUCACAAAUAUGGACAUAAUUGUAGAAAAACAAAUGUUCCUAGAUUCAUGAAACAGUUAGUAAAUGUCUUUCUAUGUGGGAACUUGAAAUCUCAAUUGAUUUUAGAUUAUUGUCAUUUGCUCAAAAUUGUCUUCAAUUUGGAAAUAAUUAUGUCUGUGUGUAAACAAAGGUUGUUUGUGUAGUUGUCAUCCGAUAUAGUUACCUCGAAUAAGUACCACCAUUGUGAUCAUAAAGAACAAAUUUAUUAUUUCCCUAAGUUGCAGCUAAGCAUUUGCCGGAAUGUAAUAAAUAUUAGAGUUAUUAUUUAUAUUUGAUUCUAAAUACCAUCACAUAAUUUAUUGUUAAUUAUGUUUACGACACUUAAGUGUUUUUAGAUCUCAUUUCUUUGUGAAAUUUAAAUUGAAUAUGAUUGCAAUUUUUGUCACUAUAUUUUUUGCUUUUGUGAC
Molecule: messenger RNA, 1126 nt
Organism: Papilio polytes (common Mormon)
Lineage: Eukaryota; Metazoa; Arthropoda; Insecta; Lepidoptera; Papilionidae
Exons: 2
Coding region: 106-600 (164 amino acids)
Source: RefSeq, a predicted model, not a curated record